This is a messenger RNA of Ustilago hordei, 2799 nucleotides long. RefSeq lists its product as uncharacterized. Gene Ontology annotation, cellular component: kinetochore; mitotic spindle; nuclear envelope. The coding region runs from base 1 to 2799 and encodes 932 amino acids. The transcript has a single exon. NCBI's taxonomy places the organism in Eukaryota, Fungi, Basidiomycota, Ustilaginomycetes, Ustilaginales, Ustilaginaceae. The record is from RefSeq and is a predicted model, not a curated record. Gene Ontology annotation, biological process: attachment of mitotic spindle microtubules to kinetochore; mitotic spindle assembly checkpoint signaling.
AUGACUGCUGGUGGUUCAGGUAUUCCUAUGCGAUCAGGUAUACCGAGACCUGGCACCUCAACGUCGGCGGCGUCCAUCUCUGGCAAUGCUGAAUCUGCCAUCCCUCGCCCUUCAUCUCGCAUGUCCGGUGCUGCCUCUAAUCCUCCCCGUCAGGCAUCCGGUCCUAUGGGGGCAUACCGUUCCACCACCACUGCAGGCCGAAGCUCCACCGGUAGCAACUCCGGCGCUCCUCCGCCCUCCUCCGCCGCACCCUCCACCCACACCUACGGCGGUCUAGCUGGUCGAAUCAGCACCCUCCAACCUCGACGUCCACUCGAUCCAAAUCCAUCCAACCACCUCCUCUACUCUAAUUGUGGCGCUGACGACGCUUCCAGCCAAUCUAUCCUCCUCGAUACAUCCCUCGGCAUGGGUCUGGGUCACAAGCGAACCCUCUCAGCCGCCGGCUUCACCGCCGAUGAUAGCAACGUUUCUUUCUCCGCUUCCGCCAUCAAACGUCGCCAUCUGCGCAAACUUUCCAUGGAUGGAAGGUCGCCUCUUCUCCUCCAAGCGGAACUUCACCCCGCCUCAACGCCUCGCCCGGAAUCGCCCGCAUACGAAGUCGCCCUUCUCCGCACCCACUACGACCAACAACUCCUCUCUGAAUCCCUGAAAUACAAGAAGCUAGAAAAAGACUUUGAAUCCAAAUGCAAAGAACUGGAUCGCUUCAACCGCCAACGCAUCGAACUUCUCGACGAAUGGGAUAAACAUCAGCAAUCCACUUGCACCAAAGAAGCAGAGUUCAACACCAAACGUCAACUUCUCGAGGAUCAAGUGGCUCGACUUGGAAGCCUCAAUUCCGAACUCACGCACAAACUUGAUGAAGCGACAUGCAACUCUGCUUUGGAGCUUUCGCAGUUAAGAGAAAAAGUUACAAUCUUGGAAUCCGAUUUGGGCAAGACCAAAGCUGAAGCGCAAUCAGCCGAGGUUAGGGCCAAGGUGUUGGAGGAUGAUUUGGGAGCAAGUAAGGCAGAGUUGGAUGAUUUGAGGCAAGCACUCGAAGAUGAGCAACGAAUGAGGCUAGCAGAGAGAGAUCAAUCCAGAUUUGGAGGAGAAGAGGGGAGCAAGAUUGCAGAGGAGUUGGCGAGGCAAACUUGGCAUCUGCGGAAGCUAGAGGCUGAAAAUGCGCAUUUGGUGGCUGAAAACGGUCGAUUAUGCCACCAGGCAGCCAACGUCGAACUUUUAAAAGAGGAGAAAAGAUCGCUGGAAGCGAAACUGCGGACGCUUGAUUCGCUACGAGACCAACUCGCUGCUGCCGAGUCAAAGAUCGAGGAAUCACGGCAAAGAGAGAAGGAAUGGGAUGCGUUGCUUAGGACUGGUAAAGAGGGGGAUGUCGAGGCAGCUUUUAGUGCUGCUGCUGCUCAUGUCGAUUCUGCUCUUCCCACGAUUUCUCCUCCUGAAGUUGUGGAUCGGAAUACGCUUCCGAACUAUCUCUCCGCAUUACGAGGCACGGUGACGGGGUUGGAAGCUAGGUGUCGAGCGCUCACUACCACCGUCGAGAAACUGCGAAAGCGCAACGGUGAAUUGCAAGAAGAAGCAAAAGACGUCGACAGUCACUCGCGCCAAUCUCAAACGGAACUCAUCUCGCUUCAAACUUUGCUCGCUCGAGCGCAAAAAGCCGAGUCGAGAAUGCAGGAUGAAACGACUCGCCUCAAGACGAUCCUCGCCUCUUAUGAGGAGGAAGAGAAGAAUCAUACCGAUUCCACUUGCUACUCUGCUGCACAUACCCAAAGGAUUGCCUUGCUUGAGGGGGAACUUGAGCAGGUGCGAUCGGAACAUGCAAAGCUGGUGGAGGAAUUCGAGACUGUUAGUAAAGCACUUUGUGAGAAAGAAGGCAACGUUGAUGGUGGUGAGCAUCUCCAGUCGAAAAUGGAUGCAUUGUUGAGCGAGAAAGCAGUGCUAGAAGGCAAAGUGGCUCAGCUGACAGCAGGCACGGCGCAAAUGGCUAAAGAACUCGAAGGGCUGAGUAAGGAGAAUGAGAGCUUAUGGCUCAGAGUUGGUCGAGGAGAAUUCGAUCAACAACGUCAACGCUGUCUCGUCCUCUCUCAGAAUCCAGUGAGUCUCGAUCUGGAUUUGAGGAGAAAGACAUUGGAUGCUCUCAAACUUGAAAACACGGCUCUGCUUGCCCGAGUCUCGCAACUCUCGACGCAACUAGCAACCAACCCUACGACCAAGGCUACUACCACCAACCCUACCACCACCUCAACCAACUGCGAUCAAGCCCUCAUCCCGCAAUCAGUCGUUCACAACCUCCGCUCGGACCUGACAGCACUACAAGUUUCGAUGGCAGCCAAAGAAAAAGCAAUGCUUCGCCUCAAACAAGUCUUCUCGGCGAAAGCAAAGGAAUUCCGGGAAGCAAUCGAAUCUCUAUUCGGCUACAAAGUUAAGUUUUUAGAAAACGGAAAGGUGAAAGUGACCUCUACUUUCAACCGAUCCAAGAAUUCGACUAGUCUCAUCUUUGAAAGCGAAGGAGGAGAUGUGGGCAAGAUGAAAUUGAUGGGGGAGGCGGUCAAGUCACCGGGAUUGGUCAAUUUGAAGGGGUUGAAAGAAUAUUGGUUGCAUCCCAACGGGAUUAGGCAGAGCGUUCCGUGCUUUUUGGCAGCACUCAACUUGGAGCUCUAUGAGGGAUGUACGAUGGCGGUUAGGGGGGUCAAGUUCGACGGCGAGGGGGAGGAGGGGGAGGAGGGGGAGGAGGGGGAGGAGGGGGAGGAGGGGGAGGAGGGGGAGGAGGGGGAGGAGGGGGAGGAGGGGGAGGAGGAGUAA